AUGGAUGCCACAAGCGCCUUUGAAAGGGCAUCCGCUGCGGAAAAUAAUCCGCACCCCGCGCAGCGCCAGCGGAUGUUCGCCCACGGCGGAGACCCCAUGGCGGCGCAGCAGCAGCAGCCGGGUGUGAUGGCCCCGACGUCGGGGCAGCCGCAUCAGUUCUCAAAGGACAGCGACGGCCGCUCCAUAUUUGUGGGGAACCUCCCGCGGGGCGAGAACGGCGGCCCAACCACCACGCCGGAGGAGCUGGCGCAGUUUUUUGCCGAUUGCGGACAAAUAUUGAACUGCACUGUUCUGCGUGACCGCGGAACGGGUGAGUUGAAGGGCACGGCAUACGUGGAGUUUGCAUCGUACACCGCCAUGGGGAAGGCCAUUGACACCAAGAAUAAUGCCAGCUUCAAGGGCAGUACCAUCAUUGUAUGUUGA
Messenger RNA from Trypanosoma cruzi, 423 nucleotides. RefSeq lists its product as uncharacterized. The record is from RefSeq and is a predicted model, not a curated record. The coding region runs from base 1 to 423 and encodes 140 amino acids. Gene Ontology annotation, molecular function: RNA binding. NCBI's taxonomy places the organism in Eukaryota, Euglenozoa, Kinetoplastea, Trypanosomatida, Trypanosomatidae. The transcript has a single exon.